UGAAAAAGCUUAUUCUAUUCCGAGUUCUCCCAAAACCCUAGCCUAAACCUCGUCUCCUUCUCUCUCGCGAUCGAACGCAAUGGGUAGAGGACCGAAGAGGCCGAGGAAGGCGAUGAAGAACGCUAAGAAAACCCGUGCUGAUGAUGGCGAUGUAUUCGCGGGUGGAGCUAUGGACGACGAGAUCGACGCCUAUCAUAGGCAGCGCGAUGUGAUUCCGUUGGAUCCUAAUGCCGGUGAUUAUGAUUCCAGCGAUGCGGAGCAGCCGGUGUUCAAUCUUGGGGGGGACAAUAUUGAUGACUCUGAAAGUGGCAGCAGUGACGAUGAUGAGGAUGAUGACAUAGAUGAUGAUAUUCAGCCUAAUAAGUUGUCUGCAAAGAUUGCAAGGACCAAAAAAUAUUUGAAUCAGAAGUUUGGGGGGUUUGAUGAUGAAAUGCAUGAUGAUGAUGAUGAAGAUGAAGAGAAAGAUGAGCAAAGAAAGGCUGCUUGGGGUGGAAGGAAAACCUGGUAUUAUGAUGCUGACAAUGCUGACUAUGAGCUUCAAUCGAGUGAUGAGGAGCUCCCUAUGGAGGAAGAGGCUGAGGCAGUAAAGAUUCAGAAGGAGAAAGCAAAGUUUCUCUCAUUGGAAGACUUUGGCCUUGAAGAGGCUGAUGAAGAUGGAAGUGAUUCUGAUGCAAAGGAGAAAAAACAGAAGGCUGUUUUGGAUGGAAAAGGGAGUGGGGCAAGACUUAACAUGGAUGGCUUUCUUCAAGACAAUACCUUAGAGAAUUUUGAGGAGAUCAAGAAAGAUCUUAAUUCCUUGUCAAAAGAGGAACAAAUGGAUGCGGUUUAUAAUUCUGCUCCUGAAAUAGUGGGCUUACUUUCUGAGCUGAAUGAGGCACUCAUGCAGCUUCAAAAGGUGGAACCUCUUGUAUGUGAGGUGCUAGAAAGAAGAGACGGUGCUAAGGGAAGAAUGCACUAUUUGGAGGUCAAACGGUUGUUGUUACUGAGUUACUGCCAGGCAAUAGUCUUUUAUCUCCUUCUCAAGUCAGAGGGCCAUCCUGUUCAGGACCAUCCAGUUGUGGGACGUCUGGUAGAGAUCAAGGCUUUGAUGGAACAGAUGAAACAGAUUGAGGCAAAGCUUCCUAAUCAAUUUGAUAAAAAUUUUAUUCCGAAUGCCAGAACUAAACCAACAGACAAACUGGAGCAUCAACCUGAGGUGGCAAAUGUGCCAAAGAAAGCUCAUGAAUCACUGGUGGAGGUAUCAAAUCAUUUAGCAAGCGAUAGCUCUCUUCAGAAAAAUCACAAUAAGCCUAUAAAUCAGAAAGAUCAGAAUGAUCGAGUUGGUUUUCAGAGUAUGGAAAUGCUGAAAGUGAGAGCAAAUCUCGAAGCAAAGUUGAAACAGAAGGGUUUAUUUAAUUUUACAAAUUCAAAGGAUGAGAGUAAACAAAAGAAUUCCUUAAAGCCACUUAAUAAACGUCUUGAAACACAAGAUGAUUUUGAUGAUGAAGUGCAACCUGUAGCGAAUGGUGGAACACACAGCAUCAGUAAACUCUCAAAGCUCAUUCCUAAUAAAGGAAAUAAAUCAAAGUUUGUUUCUGGUGACGAUGAUGUGCCCAUGAGAGAUGAUAUUGGAGAACGGAGGAGGAAACAUGAGCUUCGGGUCCUGGCUAGAGCUGGAACUGUUUCCAUGGAUGAUGAUAUAGGACUUGAAAACCAGUCCGUGGAUACUGGUGCUCAUGAGGAUGAUGGAACAACAGACUCAGAAGAUGAUUUCUAUAAAGAAGUGAAGAGACAACGGACUGAAAAACUAAGUGCUAAAGCUGAGUUGUAUUCAAGAACAUCAGUGGCACCAUCACCUUUGGAGACAGAAGUUGGUGGGAAACGACAAAUCACAUAUCAGAUUGAGAAGAACAAAGGAUUGACUCGUCAUAGGAAGAAGCUCACCAAGAUUCCACGCAAGAAAUAUAAGAUCAAGCACCAGAAAGCAGUGAUCCGACGGAAAGGCCAAGUUCGUGAUAUUAGGAAACCUACCGGUCCAUAUGGAGGUGAAGCUAGUGGAAUUAACACUAACAUCAGCCGCAGUGUUAGGUUUAAAGGUUGAGUUUGCCAACAGGAUUUCUCCCUCCUUUGCCGGAGUAGAGGUUUUACUACACUGUAUGUUAUAACAUAUUAACUUGGAUUGUUGAUGUUUUAGUCUCAGUAAGUUCCAUGUGAAAUGGAAUUUACUAGAAAAAUUUUGUUAGUUCAUGUCCUGCUACGAGAUACCAAUCCUUUUUGUUAUGUAUUCUUUUUUAUCAUUUGAUAUGUUCAUUUGAUUACA
This is a messenger RNA of Dioscorea cayenensis subsp. rotundata (Guinea yam), 2299 nucleotides long. RefSeq names its product something about silencing protein 10. The transcript is spliced from 17 exons. Lineage: Eukaryota; Viridiplantae; Streptophyta; Magnoliopsida; Dioscoreales; Dioscoreaceae. The record is from RefSeq and is a predicted model, not a curated record. The coding region runs from base 80 to 2080 and encodes 666 amino acids. Gene Ontology annotation, biological process: maturation of SSU-rRNA from tricistronic rRNA transcript (SSU-rRNA, 5.8S rRNA, LSU-rRNA). Gene Ontology annotation, cellular component: small-subunit processome; nucleolus.